AUGUUGCCCAAGGCCUGGCUCUCCGUUUUUGUCUUGACUGUCGCAUCGUCGGCCUUUACCCUCGAGGAUCUACACAUGGACGGUAUCAACCAGUACCUCCAUCAGGGCAAGAGGCAAGACGCCGAAGGCACUGGCGGCUCAUCACCAUCCGCCACGCCCGCGCCAUCCUCAGCAGCACCACCAGCGUCCUCCGCCGCACCACCUGCCACAUCGUCGGCCGCACCUCCAGCAACAUCCGCGACUCCCGACCCAGAACCCUCAACCACCAACAACCCACCGCCGUCGGACAAUCCCACAUCCGACGCUCCCGCACCUUCGACUACCGCUGCCGCACCCACUUCUGAUGGCGGCAACAAUAACAAUAAUAACAACAGCAACAACAACAACGACGCUUCAACAACCGCGGCGGGCACGAGUCGCACUGGUGGAGGUGGUGGCGGCGCCGCUAACUCACCAACGGCCACCGAAGAUGGCAGCUCUUCCGUAAGAACGACCGCGAUUGUCAGGACUUCCGCUCUCUUCGCCACCUCGGUGUUCGAGUAUACCACGACUCUCGACACAACCCUGAGCGAUGGCAGAGUAACCAAAGCGACUUCGACAGGCACCAGCACUUCCGUCUCCUCCACCGGUGAAGCCGUCGUCACCGACCCGCCCACCGCACAAGCAGGUGACAGCGACAACGGCGGUGGCAUUAGUGACUCCAACAAGAAAGUUAUCGGAGGUGUAGUUGGUGGCGUUGGUGGAGCCCUACUCCUCGGUGGCAUCGCCCUCGUCUUCUGGCGCAUGAAGAAGCGCCAAGCACGUGUCCACGAAGACGACGACGACCUCAUGGCCGGCACUGGCUCAGCCCUCGGCGACAAGCCUCAGAACGGCACCGGUUCAUCGCCCUUCCAGUCGAACCUGGAGCAGUACCACAACCCAGGAGGACGCCCCAACGCAGCUGCCAACUUCUAG
This is a messenger RNA of Alternaria novae-zelandiae, 954 nucleotides long. RefSeq lists its product as uncharacterized. The transcript has a single exon. Bases 1 to 954 code for a protein of 317 amino acids. The record is from RefSeq and is a predicted model, not a curated record. NCBI's taxonomy places the organism in Eukaryota, Fungi, Ascomycota, Dothideomycetes, Pleosporales, Pleosporaceae.